This is a messenger RNA of Heterocephalus glaber (naked mole-rat), 6657 nucleotides long. RefSeq lists its product as uncharacterized. The record is from RefSeq and is a predicted model, not a curated record. NCBI's taxonomy places the organism in Eukaryota, Metazoa, Chordata, Mammalia, Rodentia, Bathyergidae.
UUGCGAGACUAGUGAAUGCUGUCCGCUCUCUCACCCCAACAACGCUGGCUGCGAUGCUUCUCCUUCCGAGCACCUGGCUCCCUCUCUCCACCUCCUCCUCGCGGGUCUGGAAGGCUGGGGCGUCUGCCGCCUGCUCAGGCUUGGGGCGGCAGUGCUCAUGUGGAUCACCCACGCCACAGGCCUUCGGGAAGCAGGUUUUGCUGUGCUACAGCUCUGGAACCAGUCUUCGGAAAAACUCGCUGAGAAGGCCAGGAGCACAGGUCUCCGGGCACUGCCUGCCUGUGCCCUCGGGCCUCUCGUCACACUGCACUGAGGACCUGCAGGCUCCCCCGGGGAGGGCAGGAGGGGUCUGUCUGCCUAAACGACUUUGGCGACUCUGGCACGUCUGCUGUGCUGGGCCUGGGGCCGCACGGCUUGUGGCUGUAGUGUCGUUCUGUCCCACAAGCCCAAAGAGCAGCAAGACCCACAGAGACAUAGUGUCCAUGGAUGCACAGGCGCUGAGGAAGAGGCUCAGCUACACCAGCAGUGAGGCAGCCCGCGCCCUGCUGGCCAAUCUUCUGCUCUACGUCCUGGACCGAGCUGAAGGGCCUCCGAAGGCCAAGGACGGGGAGCAUAGAGCCAGCUGCCCCACCCUGCCCCAAGAGGCCAGCCGGCGGCCCACACGCUUCCAGCUUCUGCAGGCCAAGUUCAUGGGCCGGGGCCGGGAGCCCCCCCUGAAGAGGACCCGGGAGGUGGGCCGGCUGAUCUCCAGGGACAGGCAGGGGCCUGGCCGGAGCUUCGUGAACGCCACCAUCAGCAAACUGCUGGAGAAGGCCCAGGGGAGCACCAGCAGCCCCAGCCAGAGGCCUGCAGCCCGAGAGAAGCCCUGCUGGGGCAGCCCAGGUGGGAAGAGCACGGUGAAGAACAUCCUGAGGAAGUUCCUGGCUGCGGAGGAGAAGGAAGCACGCGAGCGCCUGCCCAGCCUGAGGCCUGGCUCCACCAGGGGCCCACUGCUGAAGGUGGCUGGCAGAAGCACCGUUCUCGCCCAGCUUCGGGACAGGUUCGAGCAGAGUGGCGGCCUCCAGCCGGAGCCCACGGUGUUGCCAGUGCACAGGGAGGGCCGGAGGAGCCGGGCCCUGCGGAGGAGGAUACAGCGGCCAGAGCCCCGCGUGCUCCACACGGCCACCAUGGCCGCCAGCUGCACCAGGACACCCCCUGCCCGCUUUCUGGCCUGCACAGCUGAACCCCUGCCGGCCCUCAGCAUCGCCACUGUGGUGGGCAGCCCCCGAAGCUGGCUGUCCUGCUGCACCAAGAUCAGUCACUUGGAUGCCAGGCGUCAGGCCAGGACAGAGGCCAGCCUAUACCCCGGCGUGGGGCACGCAGAGCCUGGUGGGAAUGAAACCCCAAGACUGGGCAUCCUGAGCGGGGAUCCCAGAGGACAGUGGAAGCCUUCAGAGUCCUCUGUGCCCCAGGCCACGGCUCCGUGGGACCCCCACCUGGCCCUGAGCAUAGCAGGUGCUCCCCAGUCAGAAUCCCCUUGUGCUUCCGGCAAAGAUGGAGCCCUUCCAGGCCAUAUGCCCGCUGUGGCCCUGCUCCGUCCUGCCAGCCCCAGGGAUGCUAGGCCAGCUGGAGGUGACAGGACGGUGGAACCCACAGCAGCAGGGGCUGCAGGCCACAUCCCCGGGGUAGAGGAAGGCGCAGGGGAGGCCCCCCAAGUCCCCAUGACCAUGUGCGGCUCUGAGGAUGAGGCAGAGGGCACUCUUCUGGCCUCUUCGAGAGAGCUCCUCUUUGCCACCCAGGGGUGGCUACCCAAGCCUCAGCGGGAGGCCGAGCCCUGUGUGCCCCCAGCCCCUCCAGCUCCACAGGCGUGGCAGCACACACAGCCAGGUGUGGGGUCCCCGCAGAUAACCGUGCGGCUCCCUGCUGUCCCCCGGAUGCCAGCCGUACGCACACCCCAGCGCAGCACACUGAGCCCCGGGGCCCGGGGCCCUCUGGUGUCACAGGGAGAGGCUGUGAUGGGAAGGGCGGCCCCUAGCCCUGUGGCAGCAGGCAGCAGGGACACCCAAGCCCUGGCAGGGCUCAGCAGGCCAGGCCAGGUGUCAGAGAGCUCCCUGUCCGCAGAGCCAGGACCUCAGGGAGCCCUGAGAGAUGCGGCGGGCAUGGACCACAACACCCCACAGACGGUCCUGACGCCAGAGCCCCCAAGAUCUACUGGAAAGGGAAACCCCUGCAGCCAGCCCAGGCCUUCAGGACCCACCGUCUCUGUGUACAGUGGCGAGAUCCAUGCCUUGCCAGAAUCGAAGGAAACUAAGAUGCUGAGUAAGGCCCCCUUGUCCCAUCACCCCACAGCGUGGAAAAGCCAUCCAGCGGGGAGCGCCCACGCUUCCCCUGCCCCUGCCUGCCUGCCAGGGCCGGGUCCCCAGGAGAGAGGUUCCUUGCUGGCAGUGCCCCAGGAUUGCAGACAGCCUGAGAGUCCUACCUCCUUGGACCAGAGCAUCUCCUGUGGCCAAGAAAAGCCCCCAGGGCUCCCGACAGAGCCGGCUCUGCCCCUGGGGAUGGCCCCAGGAAACCCCAGCACUGACUUGGGCAAGAACCGACCACCCUGGCAAGGUGAACAGCCCAAGACAGGCAUCCCAGCCUCCAGGGAGACAACAGCUGCAGGGAAGGCCCAGGGUCCCACAGCUCCACUUGCAGGUCCCCAGAAAACACUACCAGCUGACCCCCAGACAGCACCACAGGCUGAGGCCCAGGCCCUGGAAAGGAAGACAAUAGAACUGACUGCUUUGGAUGAGGAAGGAGGCAGAGCGCUGUCUGCAUGCCCCUGUGCCACUGCAGGAGGGGGGCUCCCCCGUGAACUGGCACCGAGCAGGCCCUCGAUGCACAGGAUAGGAGCCACAGAAGGGGACACUCUGGGCCAGGCCCAGCACCAGGCCCCCAUAAAGCCACCCCCUACCACGAAUCCGGAGGACACAGCUGAGCCCUGCCCUGCCCUUGUGGUGCCACGGCCGUGUGCUCCAAGCGACUUGGAAGUGAGCAGCCCUAGUGCAUCUGCAGAGGACGUCCGUUCCAUGGGAGGGAGUGCUCUGUGUAACAGCGUGAUGUCCCAGACACCGACUGCCAGGCACCCCCAGAGUUCCAAGGGCUGCAGCCUGGGCCAGCCAGAUCCAGCCCCUACGGAGGAAGCCCUGCCCACCCAGAGAGCCCCAGAGCUUGCUGCCCCUGGCCGGCAGGCAGAGCCCAGGGCUGUCCCCAAGGCCGAGAGCUCAGGCCCAGCCCCAGCCCCAGCAGGCAUGGGGCCCCCAGAGAGUCACCGUGGGCCUGUGCACUCACAGCAGAUAGGACAGUGGGAUAGUCCUGGAGCAAUGAUGACACCUGUGGGCCAGGAGGUGGGGGGGUGCGAGCCAGGGCCUUGGGCAGCUCUGGACCUGGCAGGGAUCGAGAAGCCAGCAACAAGGGAGAAGCUGGGAGCUGCCAGAGCCCGAGACCAGGAGCAUAUGCAGGGGCCCAGGGUCGGGCGGGGGAGCAGCCCGGCCCAGGGAGAUGGUACAUGGGCUGCAGCGACCCCAGCUGCACAGGCCCAGGGCUGGGCCAGGGGCACUGUGUCCCCAGCCACGGACCAGCCUGGCAGUGUGGCCAAGGGAGCACCCACUGUCAGCACCAGCAGGGACACCUCAGCACCAGCACCCAGCAUCAGCAGCCAGGGCAGCCCGAGCACCAGGCAUCCCACCCGAGGGGACCAGAGCACAGAAGCCUGUCCCCCAGAGCCCGUGGACGGCCCUGGCCUGCUCCCACCUGACGUGGGGAGCCACCAGGCCCCACAGGGCCCAGCCCAGGCAGGGGCCCCAGUCACCCCAGGGCCAGAGAGGGAGCGGUCAGAUUUGGAGCAGCACAGGAGGCUGGUGCACUUCGCCAAGUACAAAGCCCAGAGCUUCAGUGACCAGAGAGCCUUCGACCUGUCCUUUAGGCCCGUGGUCCUCGGGGCCAGCAACAUCUUGGAGGCACCCAAGUGAGAGCCCAGUUGGGACCCAGCACCUGGCCAGCAUGGGGGAGUCGUUCGAUGUUCCCUGCCUCCAGGUGCUCCUAGGAGCGAUGUCUGUGCUCAUCUUCCCCUCUCCCUUUCUCCCCCUGCCUGGGCUGACCUCAGGCUGCCUUGGGCUGACCCAGGGAGUGCAUCCUGCAUGGCGCUGUGCAGGUUCUUCAGCUUUGCGUUUUCCUCUUGGGACGAGGAAGGGGCCGGGCUGGGCCUGCUGCUGUUCGUGUCCCUUUGCUAUUCCAGGUCCGGGAGGGCACAGCUCAGUGCACGCCCACCCUCUCUGCACCCUUCAUGUACUUGGGACCUCUGCUCCCCACCUGCUCUCCAUCCCUGCAUGACCCAAGCCACAGGGAUGCCCCAGGUAGAGUCAGAGGCUCAGCAGGAUCUGGGCCUCGGUCAAGAACCUGCUGGUCCUUACCACAGACCACGGGAGAUGCCCAGCAAGCACAGGGAGUCACAACAGUGUCCACUGACUCCAGCUGCUGCUGCUCAGAAACUGGCGGUUAGGAGAGCCCCAUCGCCAGAGUCCUGUUGGGCUGUGGACUUCUUUGCUUAUGUUCCCGUCCUGGCUGCAGCCUGAGCUGCACGGAUUGAACUGUUUCCCAUUGUCUAGAGUAUUUGCUCUUGUGAGGAAGCGGUAAACAGAGUCACGGACCAUUGCCCAGCCUCCUAAUCAGGACCCACAAUUGAGCAACCAUGGGAAAGCUGGGGGGUCCAACUAUCUCUGUGGAAAAUUCGUUUCUGCUUUGUAAAGACCACAGAUGCCACUGAGCAAUCUUCCUUCCUUCCUUCCUUCCUUCCUUUUUUCCAGUACUAGGGAUGGAACCCAGGGUCUUGUGUUGAGCUGUGUUCCCAACCUUUUUUUGAAACUUUUUAUUUGUGGCAGAAUCUGACUAAGCCAUCAAAUUACCCAGGCUGGGCUCAAACUUGCAAUCCCUGCCUCAGCCUCCCAGAUGCUGGGAUUGCAGACGUGUGCCACCAUGCCUGGCUACAAUGGAGCCAUUUCUUCAGACACAUCUCAUCUCAGAGAAGCUUCUACACACACACUGUGACCUCCUUGGUUUUCCGAUUUGAAUACACACCCAGGGAAAGGCAUUUUCUAAGUCAGACUUUGAGAAGGCAUCUGGCAGGAGCAUCCUGUCCAGGUAAGGCCAGGACGGUGUGAGUAGACACUGGACCACACGCAGGUACUGUUGAGCACUGAGUGCCACAGUGCUUUGUCCAGAAUGGCCCAUAUGUUUCCCCCUGUCUUCCCCUCUCCAGUCAGUUGAUUAAUUCAAAGUCUGGCUAAUGGAACGUCUAACCCACAAGGAGAGCUAGAACCAGGGCCAGGAGGGCGUUGGCAGGGUGUAUCAGUGCUCCCCAGCACUUCUCAGCCUCCACAGGGCGCCCGGCUCCCAGCCCCCUCAAGGCUCCCAAGGGUGGGGGUUUUGGGGUUCUGGCAGUGAGGUUGGUGUGUGUUAAAGUGACUGCACACAGGGCACCAGCAGCACAAGGGUCAGACCACCCUGUCCCCUGGAGCUCCAGGCAGGCACCUGUGGAGCUGCAGGCGCAGUGCCCCUGCCCAGGAAUUGCUCCUGGGUGGGGCUGGCUUCUGGUCCUGGCAGAGAAGCUGGGCAGCGCCCUGCCAGCUGUGCAUGCCUCAUGCUUGUUUUCUGUCUUUGCACUUUGAUCAGCAAGGACGGGAGGCAGUGGUGGGCAAGAAUGUGAAGACAGACAGAAGAGAUGAAGUCUCUGCCACAGGGCGCUUCCUCAGAACCAGGAGCAGGGCGACUUAGCAGGAAGUCUGGGAGGUAGGCCACUGCCAGGCGUUGGGGAGCAUGUGAGCGGACCCGCACCAAGGACAGCAGAGCAGGUGGCCGGGGCCGGAAGUCGCUGCCCCUCACUGCCAGAGCACCUCGGUGGCGCCAGGGGCCUCGUGUCCCGGGAAAGCUGGGCGCCAGCCCUUCGUGUGAGCCCGCUGGGAGCAGAGAUGCACUUCGAACUGGCUGUCACUGCUGUGGGGGCAGCCCGCGCUCCUGGGCGGGGUGCAGCAAGGGCUCAGCAUGGGUUUCAAGUGAGACUCAAAAUGCAAAGAGAGAAAGGCACGCUGCCUCCUCUUGUCUGUCCCUGAGGCUUCUGCCCAAUGCGGGAAUGGCUCCCGGCUGCUCCGGCCCCGGGCAGGCGUUCCUGAGGUGCUCGGCUACAGCGGACACGGGGCCAUGGGAAGCGGGGGCUGUAGCAGGCUCCUUGGCUCUGCGCGUCAGUGUCCCUGACGCAGCAGCACUCCCAGCCUUGAAGGCGCCCUUGCAAGCAUCCUGGCCAACUGCACUGUGGCCUUUUCACUGUGUGUCGGUCCGCAGCUAGGUAACCCUCCCUGCCUGCAUCCUUCAAGUGCAUAAGCAGCUGUAAAAUGGAUUGGUCAGAAAAAAGUAACUGCAUGUAUUUUUUGUAUUUUCUCUUUUGAAUUUUUACUAACUUUGUAGAGCUUGGAAUAGUUUUUUGGGGGAGGGUAUAUCCUUUUAUUGGUACAUUUUAGGUGUACAAUAUAAUGACAUUCAUCAUUGGAAAUUUGCACCUUUACAUAGUCUCUCUUGGUCCUUAUUUUUCCCCCUUCUCCUGUCCGCCCUUCAACCCCUCCAUCUCUCCCUAUUUACUGUCCUGGC